UCGGCCUCGCACGCAAGGCUGAGCUCCAUCGACCUGCCCUCCAACACCUCUGCGUCGUCAUACCGCAAUCUUCCAACCUUGACCUGGAGCGAAGCUUAAACAUUCGCGAUGGUGCCCCCGCCUUCGCAACCGCCGGCUCGGACGGGCAUGUCGCUGUAUGCGAACCUGCUCGAGACCGACAGCUCGGCGUCCAUCUCUCGCGAUCCGGUGCUGUUCAAGGACGAGGCUACAGCAAAGAAGACCAUCGAUCCCGGUAUGGUUGCCACGGCGGAGAGCACGGUGUUUUGGAUAUAUAACAGGGACUAAUUUUUCUCCCACAGCCCUCCGCUUCCAACCCAUCCGCCGUCCGCAAGUCAAGCAGCCCGCGAAAGCCAAACCAGGCUUCCUAAAGGCGCCGCCCGCUGUCCCGUCAGCAGUCGCAGCCGCAGCCGCAUCCCCAGCGGCAGCAAGUGCUGCGAGUACGGCCGCACCUGCCCAGCCGCGCAGCACCCUCGCCGACUGGGCCGCCACCGAGGAGGACGAGUACCUGUACGGCACCGGCGAGAAGCGGC
Thermothielavioides terrestris NRRL 8126 is the source of this 551-nucleotide messenger RNA. RefSeq lists its product as uncharacterized. The transcript has a single exon. Bases 109 to 306 code for a protein of 65 amino acids. The record is from RefSeq and is a predicted model, not a curated record. Lineage: Eukaryota; Fungi; Ascomycota; Sordariomycetes; Sordariales; Chaetomiaceae.